UGGUAUUACGUUGCUAUGGCAACGAAUUAUCGAUUUAGUUCAUUGAAGAGUGAGGUUCUUGUGUUGUGUUUGUUGUUGACAGUUUGUGCGAUGGAUGACGUACGUUAUUAUGAAAAUCCGUACGAGGAUUACGUUGCUCAUAGGGAAACUACUACGAAAAUUGUAUUAAAUGGGGAGAUUCACCCCCAGUUACUCGACAAACUGCACUCGGCAACAAAUUCUUUACUUGCCAAAUUAGUGACAAAGUUGGCUUCUGUCGACCAGAAUGAUUACUCCAUUUAUACUGGAACAACGGGGAUAGCAUUUUUAUAUUAUCUGUUGAGUACAAAGCAGAGCAAUCCAGAGUUUUUGAAGCGUGCCUCUGAAAUUAUUGAUACAGUAUUACCAAAACUGAAAAAUCAUCGAAUUACUUUCCUGACUGGUGAUGCUGGACCUCUGGCUCUUGGAGCUGUUGUAUAUCAUAAGCAAGGGUUGACAGAUAAUUCUAAUGAACUGAUAAAAAGGCUUAAAUCUUACAUGCCCCAAAUAAUGAGUUUAAAAUCAGACCUGCCAGAUGAAAUUUUAUAUGGAAGGGCAGGCUACCUUUCUGCAUUGUUGUUUGUGAACAAACAUAUCGCACCAGACACUAUUGAUGGUGAAACAGUGAGAAAGGUAAUAUAUGCGAUUUUGCAGUCAGGAAAUGGUCUGGCACGUCUUGAAAAUCACAAUGCUCCAUUGAUGUACAAAUGGCAUGGAAAAUAUUACAUUGGUGGAGCCCAUGGUCUGUGUGGGAUCCUGUACUUGUUGCUGCAGGCUAGAGAAUACCUGAGCCAAGCCAACAUUGAUGAGCUGCUGCGCCCCACAGUGGAUUAUGUGCACAGCAUGAAGUUUGAUUCUGGUAACUUCCCAUCAUCCUUAGGACAUGCUGGUUCACUUGGGUCUGAUCGACUGGUACAGUGGUGCCAUGGUGCUCCUGGUGCAGUCCAUCUGUUUGCUCUGGCCUCAGAGGUAUUUAACAAUGAUCAGUAUUUGAAGACAGCAUUGAAGUGUGGCGAUGUUGUAUGGAAUCGUGGCUUGUUGACAAAAGGAUAUGGACUUUGUCACGGAGUUGCAGGAAAUGCAUACACUUUCCUAACACUGUAUCAGCUGACUAAUGAUACAAAGCACUUGUAUCGGGCUUGCAUGUUUGCAGAUUGGUGCACAACGUAUGAUAAGAAUCAGAACAGAGUACCUGAUCGUCCUUACUCACUCUUUGAAGGUCUUGCUGGUACCAUAUAUUUCCUUGUAGACAUUCUGCAUCCAUACGUAGCUGCAUUUCCAGGGUACACUCUGUAAUGAUACUCUGUUACUUUGGUGCAGUAGAUAAGAUAACAAAUUUCAGAUUAAAAUAACUGUCUGCAUACAGUGUCCUCUAUUUGUGUUUUAAAAUUAACAUAAAGCUUAAUUAUAUGUGUUGAAAUUGCAUAGACUGAAAAACUGAAUGUUGUUACUGUGUAACUACCUGCAUACCGUUUUGUAUUCAUAUGCUAAUUACCUUGAGCUGCUGUUAGAAAAGCUUGAUUAUGUGCCAAAGGUGGAAAAGAAAAUAUAUUCUGCAUAAAGAUUGAAUGUCUCAAUUGUAUGUGCAUGCUUCAUUAAAUUUAAAAUGUGAAUCAUUCUCAGUAAGUGUAAUUGUUGUCUACAUUACAUUUUUAUUAUGUCACAUACAUACUGUUAAAGCUGCUGGUGUAAGAUAAUUAAUUAUUACAGAUACAAUAAAUACUGUAGUUAAAAACCUUA
Molecule: messenger RNA, 1758 nt
Organism: Schistocerca gregaria
Lineage: Eukaryota; Metazoa; Arthropoda; Insecta; Orthoptera; Acrididae
Product: lanC-like protein 2
Exons: 9
Coding region: 16-1314 (432 amino acids)
Biological process (GO): carbohydrate metabolic process; peptide modification
Cellular component (GO): plasma membrane
Source: RefSeq, a predicted model, not a curated record